Molecule: messenger RNA, 5025 nt
Organism: Oncorhynchus keta (chum salmon)
Lineage: Eukaryota; Metazoa; Chordata; Actinopteri; Salmoniformes; Salmonidae
Product: zinc finger protein Pegasus-like
Exons: 5
Coding region: 1442-2764 (440 amino acids)
Biological process (GO): regulation of transcription by RNA polymerase II
Cellular component (GO): nucleus
Molecular function (GO): RNA polymerase II cis-regulatory region sequence-specific DNA binding; DNA-binding transcription activator activity, RNA polymerase II-specific
Source: RefSeq, a predicted model, not a curated record
GAUGAAGGCGUUUUCUGUAAGGGAGAGUUUAUUAAUAAGAGCCGCGACGUCCGGUCUGAACAUUAACCGCAUAGCUGUACGGUUUUUGGAAUCAUAAUAACCGUAUCUUUCAUAUCGGGCGAAAAAAUAAUUAAGUUGUUAAACUGACACGCCUUUAUUGGGUUAGAUUCCCACACGGCCGUAUUUACACGUUACUGCAUCUAACCUGUGUCUAAACGGAAGACCGAUGCCACAAAAUGUUUUCACUGAAAAAUACUGGCGGCUGCAGCGGUUAAAAACACUGUACAAUGUUUAUUUUGCAUUUGUGAAAUUAUUUUGUUGUGCUAUCAAAAGUCGAGCGAUUUAUGUUUCAAGAACCGUACCGCACUCGAUUCACGUUUAGAUGGGAGUCUUUGGCUGUUUUGGCAUCCAGAGACAUUAUUUUAAUUUACCCUUGUAAGAACAAAUUCUUAUUUUCAAUGACAGCCUAGGAACAGUCGGUUAACUGUCUGUUCAGGGGCAGAACGACAGUCAGCUUGGGGAUUUGAACUUGCAACCUUCCAGUUAUUAGCCCAACAUUCUAACCACUAGGCUACUUUGCCGCCCCUUAAACAGAACAUCUAAAUUCUUUGGACUAUGGAGUUAGGCUCAUUUAGUCCAAUAUCUGGCUAAAGAUUAUGGCAUACAUGCAGUGGUAUUGUAACAAUGUGAUGAUCAUGUGGUUCAUUAUGUUAAAUAUUCAAAUCCUCACAGAUUACUGCACCUGUACAUAGCCCACCUAUAAUUUAGCCCAAACAACUACCUCUUUCCCAACUGUAUUUAUUUUAUUUAUUUAUUUAUUUUGCUCCUUUGCACCCCAUUAUUUUUAUUUAUACUUUGCACCAUUCUUCCAUUGCAAAACUACCAUUCCAGUGUUUUACUUGCUAUAUUGUAUUUACUUUGCCACCAUGGCCUUUUUUUGCCUUUACCUGCCUUCUCACCUCAUUUGUUCACCUUGUAUAUAGACUUGUUUAUACUGUAUUAUUGACUGUAUGUUUGUUUUACUCCUCUGUGUAACUCUGUGUCGUUGUAUCUGUCGAACUGCUUUGCUUUAUCUUGGCCAGGUCGCAAUUGUAAAUGAGAACUUGUUCUCAACCUGGUUAAAUAAAGGUGAAAUAAAAAUAAAAUAAAAAAAGCAGGUAGCCUAGUGGUUGGAGCGUUGGACUAGUAACCGAAAGGUUGCAAGAUCAAAUCCCCGAGCUGACGAGGUACAAAUCUGUCAUUCUGCCCCUGAACAAGGCAGUUAACCCACUGUUCCUAGACCAGUUAACCCCACUGUUCCCCGGUAGGCCAUCAUUGUAAAUAAGAAUGUGUUCUUUAUUUAGUUAAAUAAAUGUUGUUUUUAAAAAAAAUAUAUUAUUGCCUUAUUUUACAGGUUUCGGGGAGUGAUCAGAAGUCAUCAUAAAACACCCCAUCUUGCCAAAUGGAUGAUGAUCUAAAACCUCUGGAUUUCAUAAAGGACUUUCAAGAGUACCUGACGCAGCAAACGCACCAUGUCAACAUGAUCUCGGGCUCUGUCGGUGGGGAGAUAGAGCCCGACCACCUCCAAGCCGUAGCAGCUCUCCCAGACAGUGAUCAUCACAAUGGGUCCGUGGAAGUCUCUCUGGACGACGGCUCUGGGCUGCUGGUGGACGGCUUCCAGAGGACCUUCGACGGCAAGCUCAAGUGUAGCUACUGCAGCUACGCCAGUAAAGGCACCGCUCGCCUGAUAGAGCACAUCAGAAUUCACACAGGAGAGAAGCCUCACCGCUGCCAGCUGUGUCCCUUUGCCUCUGCCUACGAGCGCCACCUUGAGGCCCACAUGCGCUCCCACACGGGAGAGAAGCCCUACAAGUGUGACCUCUGCUCCUUCCGUUGCAGCGACCGCAGCAACCUGUCCCACCACCGCCGGCGCCGCCACAAGCUUUUACCCAUGAAGGGGGCGGGGCUGCCCGCCUUCCUGUCCAACAAGAAGAUGCUGAACGUCCUACAGAAGAAGAGUGGCAGCUCCCUGGGCCUGGGAGGCUACAGCAGACACCUCCUCAUCAACUUCAGCCCUCCCUCCAUGGUGGUGGGGAAACCAGACUACCUGAACCACGAGGGGUACGAGAGCGAUGUGAAGGACCAUGGGACUGGAGGAGGAGGAGGAGCCAGCAGGGAUGUCAACAGUGACAUGAUGGUGGACAACAAUCCUCUGAACCAGCUGUCUACGCUGGCAGGCCAGUUGUCCAACCUCCCCCCAGUGGACCAGACCCCUGUGUCUCCUGACAGACUGUCCUGUAACGACGUUAAGCCGUUCCUCAUCCAGCAGGCCUCCGGUGCACCGAUUGCAGUGUCAGUAUCUUUGUCCACCAGUCAAAGUGGUGCCCACCACCACCACUACCACCACCACCACCACCAGACCUCCUCCCCAACCGGCCCCGAGGACCUCCAACCGCCUGCAGGCCAUAGCAGGAACUACAGCCCCAGCCCUGUGGACCCAGAACCCAGCAGUGAGCACAGUGCACACACACGCACCAGCUCAGCGAGCAUUAGUAACAGCCAGCCCAGUACCCCUGCCCUGCUCGGUAGCACACAGCACCCAGACCCACAGAUGCUGCACAGCUGCCAGCACUGCGACACCUACUUCUCCGACAACAUCCUGUAUACCGUUCACAUGGGUUGCCACGGCUACGAGAACCCUUUCCAGUGUAAUGUCUGCGGCUGUGAGUGCAGGAACAAGUAUGACUUCGCCUGCCACUUCGCUCGCGGGCAGCACACGCAGUGACUGACUUCCACGGUAACCCGGGAGAUGAAUUCGAACGAUGUUUGGCGGCUCACAGAGAGAAUUAACUUAUUCCCGUGUUUAUGAUAAUCAGGGAUCAGAGCGAUUCUGAUCUAGAUUUUAUUGUAUAGUUUUUUUUUUUUUUUAUGAUAUAACUUAGAGAGUGAGUGUUACUUUGAAAUGAGGAAUUGAUGUUUUUAUAAAUGGGAACGCAAUCUGGAGGUUGGAGACAUUUAUCACGUGUCCUCCUCGGUGCCGUCUGAGAAUUUAAAGAAAGUCACUUCUUAUUUUUAAAAUGUAACCUUUUAUUUAACGAGGCAAGUUGGGUUAAGAACAAAUUCUUAUUUACAAUGACGGCCUACCCCCCUGGGGCCAAACCUUGACGAGGCUGGGCCAAUUGUGUACUGCUCUAUGGGGAUCCUAAUCACGGCCGGAUGUUAUACAGCCUGGAUUUGAACCAGGGACUGUUGUGACGUCUCUUAGCACCUUGAUGCAGUGCCUUAGACCGCUGCGCCACACGAGAGCCCGACUCUGAAUUAGUUACAUACAUAUUGGUGAUGUUACAUGCGAGUGACUAAACUCAUAGUUUAAAUAGCGAUUAGCAAGGUAUCUGUGACUAGAGUUUAAACAGUUUUGGCCUUAUCUUUUAUUUUAAUUUAUUUUAUUUGACCUUUUUUUAACCAGGUAGGCUAGUUGAGAACAAGUUCUCAUUUACAACUGCGACCUGGCCAAGAUAAAGCAAAGCAGUGCGACACAAACAACAACACAGAGUUACACAUGGAAUAAACAAACAUUCAGUCAAAAACACAAUAGAAAAAGUCUACAUACAGUGUUGUGUAAAUGGUGUGAGGAGUUAAGGCAUGAAGCAAGUACAAGCCCAUUGGUCCAAAUAGGUGCUCAUCAACAUUGACAAACAGACAGGCUUUAUUAUACAUUGUGUAUAGUAGUGUCUCACUUUGUUGUGAGUGUAAAAACGUAACAUUAUAUCAACGGCUUGAAGUGAAUGACAUCUGUGCAUAUUGAUGCUUUCAGCUUAGACAUUAUUUCACUCUGUAAUUUACUCUGCACUGUUCCACAUUCAGAUUGAUUCCAUGUGUUCUCUGUUCCACAUUUAGAUUGAUUCCAUGUGUUCUCUGUUCCACAUUCAGAUUGAUUCCAUGUGUUCUCUGUUCCACAUUCAGAUUGAUUCCAUGUGUUCUCUGUUCCACAUUCAGAUUGAUUCCAUGUGUUCUCUGUUCCACAUUCAGAUUGAUUCCAUGUGUUCUCUGUUCCACAUUCAGAUUGAUUCCAUGUGUUCUCUGUUCCACAUUCAGAUUGAUUCCAUGUGUUCUCUGUUCCACAUUCAGAUUGAUUCCAUGUGUUCUCUGUUCCACAUUCCAGUUGAUUCCAUGUGUUCUCUGUUCCACAUUCAGGUUGAUUCCAUGUGUUCUCUGUUCCACAUUCAGGUUGAUUCCAUGUGUUCUCUGUUCCACAUUCCGGUUGAUUCCAUGUGUUCUCUGUUCCACAUUCCGGUUGAUUCCAUGUGUUCUCUGUUCCACAUUCCGGUUGAUUCCAUGUGUUCUCUGUUCCACAUUCCGAUUGAUUCCAUGUGUUCUCUGUUCCACAUUCAGAUUGAUUCCAUGUGUUCUCUGUUCCACAUUCCGGUUGAUUCCAUGUGUUCUCUGUUCCACAUUCAGAUUGAUUCCAUGUGUUCUCUGUUCCACAUUCAGAUUGAUUCCAUGUGUUCUCUGUUCCACAUUCCGGUUGAUUCCAUGUGUUCUCUGUUCCACAUUCCGGUUGAUUCCAUGUGUUCUCUGUUCCACAUUCAGAUUGAUUCCAUGUGUUCUCUGUUCCACAUUCCGGUUGAUUCCAUGUGUUCUCUGUUCCACAUUCAGAUUGAUUCCAUGUGUUCUCUGUUCCACAUUCCGGUUGAUUCCAUGUGUUCUCUGUUCCACAUUCAGAUUGAUUCUAUGUGUUCUCUGUUCCACAUUCAGACAUCCUCUGUUGCUGCCAAUCCCAUAAUUUCUUACCUUCAGCUAGCCUUACUGAUUCAUAUUACCUGGUGCUCUUUAGCUAAUACCUCCUCAAUGAACAAUGAUCUGGAGCUGAAAUACCAUUUGCGUUCCGAGACAAAUCAUUCGGACUUGGAUAAAUCGUAUUUCAUCAAAAGGCCAAAGUAUUCUUCUGAACCUGUUUUUAAAAAGUAUUUCAAAGUAUUUCACAUAAAAGUUGUAGCAGUGUUGGAAAAUGAUUGUGGUCCUUACAGUCAAAAACGAAAAACACCA